Messenger RNA from Colius striatus (speckled mousebird), 663 nucleotides. It is a transcript of the gene C11H2orf80, whose product is annotated as chromosome 11 C2orf80 homolog. The record is from RefSeq and is a predicted model, not a curated record. The transcript is spliced from 8 exons. Lineage: Eukaryota; Metazoa; Chordata; Aves; Coliiformes; Coliidae.
AUGGAAAGAAAACGCCUGAAGAAAGAGCUUGAAAGACUCUUGGUAGAUUAUGUUGGCAUCAGAUUACGAGAAAAUGAAUUUGAUCCAAGAGGACAAAGGUAGCCUACUCUUCUAGAUGACAUGGUCCAUUACAACUUAGCCUUCAGUGUUGCUUUACUGUGGCUAGGUGACUUGCAUGCUCAGACUAGAGAAAAUGUGAGUCUUGCAGCUCACAACCAAUACACGUAUCCCAACCGAAUUGAGAGAGAAGCAAUGAUAUUAUCUUCAUAUGCUGGAAUAAUAAUGAACAACAUUCCUAUUGAAGAGAUCUUUGAGAUUUACAGCAUGAGACCCUCAGAAGCACACUGUCAGAGCUCUGUAAAUGACCACUGGAUUCAACCUCCCAAGGUCUCCAUGCAUCCAUUUGCCAUGCUGACUGCCCCUGAAGCUGCAGAGCAUGCCUGGAAGCAAAGCAUCAAGUGCCAGACAGCAGUGGCAUAUCAAAAGACCAACCUUUGUUCAACAAGAAAAUCUAAAAAAGACAGCAGAGGAAAGCAACAAGUGGACAAAGCAGGUCUGAAGAAUUCACUCAAGGCAGGAGCUGCAGAAGCAGAACAAGGAAUCUCUCUAGAGAAGCCUGGAACAGAUUCAAAAGUAAAGAAUGCAAAGGAACCAAAGACAUAA